AACACACAUAAUACAUAAAUAUAUAUAUAUAGAUAGAUAUAUAGAUAGAUAUGUAUGUACGUAGAAAUAUAUAAAUGAGAAGGAAAUUAGAUGCUUGUGUAUACAUAUAUAUAUAUAUAUAUAUAUAUAUAUAUGUAUGUAUAUACGUGGGGUUCGAUGAAAAGCCUUUUGUUAUAUACGUAUAUACAAAAGAUAGAGAAUAUCAAAGAGAAACUAUCGAUUAUAUGCAUAUCUCUGUUCGAACGGAUGUGAACAUGAUCGCUAAACUGAUGAAUAAAUUCCUUUCGUGUAUUAUUAUGAUAUUCAAAAGAUUGUUUAGAAUUUAUUUGAUUAAAUUUGGAAAAUUAAAAUAAACUAUCGUGAGAGAGAGAGAGAGAGAGUUAUGAUUUGGUACGGAUAGUCACGACCUGUGUGAAGCACAAUGAUGCACGGCAUUUUGUCAUACGUCAAAUAUGUAUUGUGUGUUAGAGGGUAGGACAUAUAUUUUGAAUGUUAUAAUAUACACGAAUGCGUAGCGACGUUGCUAUGUCAAUGUACAAUGCGAUAUUUUUGUAUCAUUCCACCGUCGCGACAAUAUAAAAAAAAAACAAAAAAAAAAAGAAAAAUGUAUCGUAGAAUACAUACGUGCAGGACUUCAGCUUCAUUUUAAUCCAUUCGAAACCAAUUACUCAUCGUCUGUGCAAUGCCAUUAUGAGAGGCUAUCUGAGACCGGCUGCACACCUAUGUGCAAUAAUAAUGAUGAGUAAUUUUCAAUUAUUUUGAAUAAAAUAUUCGUCUAAAUAAAAUAUUAAUAUAUUAUUAUAAUAUAAAAUAAAUUAAUUAAUAGUAUCUGUAAAGUAUAUAAAAAUGUAAUUUGUCAUUGGUUUUCAUUUGUAGUAAAUAAAACAAAACGUUUUGUUUAAAUUUUCGAAAUCUACAUUUUUAAGAAAUAUCAUUGCAGAAACCCAUAUAUCUAAUUCUAUUUUUUAAAUCUAUCAUUAACAUCAAUAGUAUCGCCUUUUAUUCAUAUCUACCUAAACGAAAAUUAUUAUCUUAAACCAGCGGUGUCUGCGUAUUCAGAAUUUCUUACAUGUAAGAAAUAAUAUCUUAAAUCUAUAUUAUCUUAAGCGCGGGUUUAGAUAAUAAAUUUUUUCUUUUCUUUAACCUAUCUUUAUCCGUGAAUAAGUAAAAAAUUCAUUUCCACCACUCUGUGUCUCCUUAUCAGUGAAAAUCGAGCACCAACGACGACGCGUAACAGUUCAGUCUUACAGAAAAUUUUUCGCAGGAAUCAGCCGCACAAACGGCGUGCAAUCAUCUUAUGUAUGCGAAUUGACUUACGAAUUGACAGAUUUUCAUAGUAAACAAGUUUUUUUUUUUUUACUGAAAAUGAACAAUAUAAUGAAAAAAAAAAAAAAAAAAAAUCUCGAUCCUGGGGACCGUGUUCGAAAAAAUUCGCGGUCUCGAAUGGAUUAAAACGUCAUAGCCGACGAGAUUAAUAUUGAAUUUUUAAUUGAUGAAAUUAAAAAAUUAUCGCGAAUGUUAGGACCGUUAGGAUCGUUACGAAUUUAGAUCGUUAGAAUCUUAAGUAAAAUAAAAAUGAUUAUUUGUCCGAAAAUUUUCGAAUAAUAUUGAUGAAAAUUAUUUAAAUAUUUGGAAUGUUCGUAUUCAUAAUUUAUUCCUAGUUGAUGCUAAAAAUCGAUGGGAAAAAAAAACGGUAUGAUAACGGCAGCAACGCAUAUCAACAUUGCUCGUUUGCGACGUGCACGCAACGUCAAUGGUGGACCAACGCUUAUCGUGCCGUUUGCAUUGGUCCUUAUAGUACGUCAUAUUGACAUAAGUAAGCUACUUAUGAAAUAUUUUAAUAUGAUAAAUAUUUUAAUUGGUAACACCGUAGUUGAAAUUCAAGAACUUUAGAUUUAAAUUCCGAACUAUCCAUGACCCAUUUUUUCGUACGCCAAUAAUUUUGAAAUUGGGAUGCACCUGUUUUUAGCGAGUCGAAUUUGUUAAUUGUGUUGACAUAUACAUAUAUAUAUAUAUAUAAAAUAUAGUUAUUUGUAUAUACGAUAUUAAAAUUGGAUUUAAUUCGUAUUUUAAGAGACAGAUUUAAUCAAAUAAGUUAAUAAUUAUUCUAAUUUAGAUUGAGAUACAUCGUAAGUCGGUAUUAAUCGUUAAGUUGAAUGAAUCAUUUAAAAAAAAAAAAAAAAAAAAUAUUGGAUGAUGUAUCGUCAAAAUCUGUCGAAAUUUAGGAAUUGUACAUGUACGCCAGGCUUAUUUGAAUUAGUAUAUUAUAUAUUUUUAAUCAGUAUUUGUAAUAUCAGUACAUAGAAUAUAAAUUGAUAGACGUAAUUUUCUCACUUAAUUAUUUAUCUCUAUUAUUUUAUUUAUUUUACAAAAUAUUUAAUUUUUAUUAAUUAAUAAAAAUAACGAUCAAAUAAAUAGAACUGUUAAUGAAAGGAUUAUAAAAGUAUAGAGUUCAAUAAGGUCUUUUCUAUGGUACAACUUGGUUCGUUGAAACUAAAUUGCAUGCAAAAUAAGGAGAUCUAAGUUUAAAUCCCAUGCGCUAUUAAUUUCGAAAACUGGGAUACGUCAGUUAAUAGUGAAUCGAAUCCGUUAAUUGUGUUGAGAGAUAAUUAUUAAUGGUCGCGUAUAACUUCGUAUGCGUAGUUAGGCGAGUUAUUCGAAUAUUAAAAUUGGAUUUAAUCCAGGUAAUAAGUCGAGUUAUUUCUAUAUCAAAAUUAAAUUUGAACCAUUUAAUGAGUCAGAUAUAAUUCGAAUAAAUUCUUAAAGGUUAUUAAAGUACAAAAAAUAAUAUAAUUUAAACGAUGAAAUAACAAACGUCAUAAUAAUAAAUCCGAAACAUUUAGAUAUAUUAAUAAUCGAAUAACAAUCCCACGGUCGGUCGGAAUUAUUUAGAUAUUUAAAAUUGGAUUUAAUCCAAGCAUAUUAAUCCCAGAUUCGUUAAUCCAUUAAAUUAACGUCAUAAAACGGCCGUGCCGUCGUAAUUAAAUUACAAAAAAAAAAAAAAAAACGUGGACUUAAUAAGUACGAGGAAAAAGAGAACUUAAUAAGUACGUUGUGUUGACAUAAUAAAUAAAUAAAUAAAUAAAUAAAUAAAUAAAUAAAUAAAAAAAGAAAAGAAAGCUAUUAAAGAAUGAUUUUUACGUGAUGGGAUGGUUGGCUGGGGGGGAGGGGAUAGAGGUUAGGUCACUCUUAGCCUAAUUCGAUUGAUUCAAGUACCACACUCGAAAUUUAACGACUCGGUUCUCUUCCACCUUCUCCAUCCAUGAUACAGUUUUCUUUUUCUUUUAUCUUUUUGUUUUUGUUUUUUUUUUGUUUUUUUUUUGUACACACAUAUACUUGGAGAAACUUCGAUCGUUUGUUGGAUUAUCUGUUACUCGAUAUACGAACACUUCGUAAUAACGAAUGAAAGCUUUCGAAUGAUAUGGGUUUCGCGUGAAAUCAAAAUCGAAUAGAAAAAAGAAGUACGUAUCUCGCGAUAGUUCGUCGUUGACUCUUCGAAGAUGUGAACGACAAAAAAGAAAACGAAAAUGAAAACGAAUACGAAUACGAAUACGAAGACGAAGAGGAAGAAGACAACGAAAAGACGACGACGACGACGUGGAAGUUAAGGGGCGCGGUGUACUAUAAGUCGGUUCUCUUUCUCUUAAAAUAGCACGGGCAAAUCCUCUGAAAUCUCCCUCCUAUCCCCUUACUUCUCCUUCUUCUCUUCGUUUCACCCUCCCUCCCUCCCGCCCUCCCUCCUGCCCCCGCUUCUUUUCCCGUGACGCCUUUUCGGGUCGCGCUUAGUUACCAUCUUUCGAGGAGAGAACUGGCUCAAUCCAGUAGUCGUACCGGAGUAACGCGAUAAACGAGAACGACAUGUGCAACGAUCAUCGGGGAAGUAAUAGUUCGUGGAAGAGGUAUAUCAUUCCCAGAGGAUAUAAUAUAAUAUCGCGCGAUAUCGUUCCCAAGCUUGGAUAAUCGAAAGCCGCGGACUCUUGUUUGACCUCAAUCCGAAGACUGACUCUCGCAUCCGGCCGGCUUUGUACGCUGCGAUUAGCUCCGCAGAAAGAGAGAGAGAAAUAGAGAAAGAGAGAGAGAGAGAAAUAGAGAGAGAGAGAGAGAGAGAGAGAGAGAGAGAGAGAGAAACUCUCAUUUAGAACCGAAAAGACUGAAUAGGCCAUUUUUGUUCAUACUCUUCCAAAUCAUUACGUCCAGGAUAAUGUUCAGUUGAGGAAAACAAAAAGAAAAUUUACGAGAGAAAUAAAGAAAGAGAGAAAGACAAACAGAGAGAGAGAAAGAGAGAGAGAUAAAAAGAGUGUGUGUACAUUCGUGUCUGUGAUAUUUACACGCGAAUAAUUCAAAAAUCACACUUCAAUAGAAAGUAAAAAGACCCAAAGAUCGUACGAUUCGAGAUAUAUAUUUAUGGGCCCGCCAACCGACACACGUCGUUCCAAAUUUAUAUCCUGCUAAUUAUACGUCGUGUCGUCGCUUUGUCAAAUCUCACUUUGUUGUCGUACAAAGUAAUAAAAUUUUCUUUUGAGAAACCUUUGAACUUAAGACUUUCCUGGCAAGGAAGAGAUAGAUAAACGGGUAAGGAGAAAGAAAAAAAAAAAAAGUGAAAGAAUAUUAACCGAUCGUUAAGGUUAUUCUAUCUUGAAAAGCGAUACGAUACGGGAACGAAAUUUCGGAAAAUCAUUCUUGCGCCAACAAAUAAUUGUCGGUCGAGCCAAUCGCGACCUUCCGACGUAUUCUUUGCUUAUUGCAAGAACGAAGAAGAAGAAGAAUAUUUCGUAAUAACGAUACGAAAUAACCAAUAUACAACACAAACAGUAACCGACAUACUGAGAGCAACUGUUAAUCCGAAAAUAGAUAUCGUAGAAGCGCAAUAUCUUGGAAAUUUUCCACUUCCUUAUACGAAUGGCAUUGUAAGUGACUUUUCACUUUUAUAUAAGGAGGAACAUCCCUCUCUUUCCCGUCUCCUUACGGUCGCAUGAUCGACAUUGAAAUAGCAAAGGAAUUGUCUUGAUCUUGAUACAUUGUCUUUCCCCUCUUCCCCCUUUCCUUCAAUUUCGCGUGUAAUAGUAUUAUCGUCAAAUCCAUGAAGAGAAGAGCAACGUUUUCAGAAAAGAGAAACCUUGAAGUUAAGGGUAUAUCAAAAAGUCGAAAAAAUCGUUCCCGGCCUAUCGUAACCGUAAGUUCUUCGAUAAACGACGACGAUGUCCUGCGGUGGAUGACAGCUUGGAAAAGGUUGAAGAAGAGGGCGAUAGGAGGGGGAGGAGGAGGAGGAGGAGGAGGAGGAAGAGAAGAAUGUACGGAGUUAAAAAAGAUGAGAACGAUCGAGAACGAUCGGACAAUGUUGGCUCACAAACAGCACCGCCUUGGUUGGUUAGAGCAGAAGUUACAAUUCGUCAUGGUGGUGCACAAACCAUUUCGGAUUCUGGACAAUCGCCGGUAGGCACCUCGUCAACAACAAUGACUGAUUCCAACGGUGUAAGAAUGAUAUAUCGUUGGAAUACUAGCCAACCGAGUUCUAAUAUUCCAUCAACUACUUCCGCAUCGACUAUUCAAUCGAUGGGUGGUAUUAUACCACCAAAUUCUUAUGGUUUUCAACGUGGUAAUAUAUUGUUCACAUCGACACCACCGCCAAGAGGUCAACAAUCUGGUAAUUCGUUUACAAUUCCGCGUCCAGGAUCUUCAAGUAAGGAUGACACGUGUCCGUCAAGAAAUCGUGGAUUCAUCGAUUCAGGAUAUAACAGCGAACAAUUCUCACCCCAUUCAUAUUCGAGUUUACCAUCGCGCCGUACUUAUCAACAAUACAAUCGACGUUGCAAAAGUACCUGUAACAUCGUUCUCGCUGCUUUUGAUCCAAAGAAGAAUCUAAAUAACGAUGAACCUACAACUACGAAAUUGUUAACGAAAGAAUCAUUGAAAUCUUCCACGUUAGAAGAGCCAGACGGAUCAUCCUGGCAUUAUCAUCGAGCGACAUCGUCCAAUAAUAACCAUCAUCUUCAUCAUCAUCAUCAUCAUCAUCAUCAUCAUUUACAACAGCAGCAACAACUUCAGCAACAACAACAGCAGCAGCAACAAAAACAACAACAACAACAACAACAACAACAGCAACAGCAUGUCUCCGCUCGUUCACGUUUCAGUACCGUGCCUGAAGUAUGCGAAGAUUGUUCCGAAGGUACUGCCAGUCCAUUUACGACGCAUUUCUGUACUCGUGUGUUAGAGAAAACAGCGAGCAAAGUUACGACCAUUAGCAAGGAUGCUUCUUCUCAAACGACCGAUAUUGAAUCUCGAACUUCGACCAUAUCGACUACAUCGAAAACAGGAAAAGUUAGACGGAAGGCAUUGGAUAUACAAUUGGCUGACGAACAAAAGAGGAAAAAGCAAGAGAACUCAAAUGUUGGUACGCCGAUUGAUACUUCGGGACAACUUUCAACGACUACGGAUACUGAAAAAUCCUUUUCAUCUGCCAUAGAGGAGAACGCAAAACGUAAAUCUCGUACCGUUCACAUAGACGUUUAUUGCACUGGCUCGGACGAUGAAUGUAGUACCGAUUCAACCGAGGAGGAACGUUCGACAACGGCUAUGACCGUCUUCGAGAACGAGGACGUUAAAGUGACGCAUAGCCAAGCCGAGGAUAACGAUUUACCACGUGGAUUUAAAGAUAAUAAAGCUUUUUUAGCGCGAACUGCCGAGAGACGUUGUGAAAGUUUCAAAAAUGCACCGAUGAGAAUGCCUUCGUUGGCCAGCUCGAAGGGUUAUGAAAGCGACGAUCUAUUGAGUUCCCUUUAUCCUUCGCAAUUUAGUUCUUACAGCGCUCUUAAAGAUUUAGAUUCUACGCCAUGGUCAGCGGCAUCGUCGACUUUGGCAUUACCAUUUAUUGACGAUUAUGAUUCAGCUGCUGCGACAUCCUCGAAGGAUACGUUUUCCGAUAUAGAUUCUAUCGUAAAUGGUAGUAAACCGACCUUGACUUCCUGCGAUAGCUUUGAAUAUGCUAAUUUGUCCGAUCGCGAGAGAAUAAGAAAAAUGGAUACAAUUUGGGGAGGUAAAAACGAUUUAACAGAGGAAAAAAAGAAUAAAAAUUGGAGAUCACCUCAGAUAGAACGUAAGCAUUUAUUGAGGAACAAAAAGAUGAGGGAAUAUUUGGAGAAACAUGAAAUCGGUUGGUCAUCCGACGAUACCGCGGGUGGUGAAUCGGACGACAGUGGUACCAUUGGUUGGAUCUUUUUAUCUAAUAAGGAUGAUAAUACUAAUGAGGGAUUAUCCGAAACUAAAGUUGAUAAGGAUAUCGUUCGUCGUGAUAGUACGAUUAAGAGGGAAAUAAUAAAUGAUAACGUUCUAUCGUCUAACGUUGUAAAUCGUUCAGAAUUAAUACGUUCCGAUCUUCUUAUUCAAGACGAUCAUUCCGAUUCGACAACGCGAAGUGAUCUAUGCUCACGAAUUUAUACAUUAAGAGAACAGAUUGGUCUGUUUGGUUCGAAAAGUCCUUCGCCGCUUCCUUCGAAAGUACCUUCCAGGGUUACUUCACCCUUUAUGACAUCCCAUGGCGAAAGGACCGAUCACAUCGUUAAAGCAUCGAUAUUUGGUUCGGUUGUUGGUGCCUUUCGAAAACCUGGCCAUCAUAUUGGCCCCGUUAAAAAUCCGUCCUGUUCUUGCGAACACUGCAGGCGAUACUUCGAGGAAGACGACUCACGUGAACGAUCGUGUUCCUUCGGUGAAUUUGAGAAACGUUCAACAAGUUCAACCAACACCGAACAGAGAAAUAUUAUUCGACCAGCUCCUACGAGUUAUGGACAUUGAUUCUAUGUUCUUUUUUUUUUUUGUAACUUUUUUAUUUUCUUUAUCUUCCAUUUUUCUUUUUAUUUAUUUAUUUAUUAAUUUAUCUCUUUUUUUUUUUCUUUCUUUCUUUCUUUCCGAGCAACGCUUCAUCUGAAUAAUUUUCAUUAUUUUAUAUUGGACUUUCGUAGCUCUAUGAAUGGCUGCGAAAUUUUUACUUUUGC
Vespa velutina is the source of this 7988-nucleotide messenger RNA. RefSeq names its product myb-like protein P. Bases 5290 to 7788 code for a protein of 832 amino acids. The transcript has 2 exons. Lineage: Eukaryota; Metazoa; Arthropoda; Insecta; Hymenoptera; Vespidae. The record is from RefSeq and is a predicted model, not a curated record.